Molecule: messenger RNA, 1017 nt
Organism: Hyaloperonospora brassicae
Lineage: Eukaryota; Oomycota; Peronosporomycetes; Peronosporales; Peronosporaceae
Source: the annotation of a GenBank genome assembly
AUGACCCGACUGACGACAUGUCUGGAGGUUGUGGCUCUUGUCUCGUUGACGUUUGUUGCACGUGCCGACAGUCUGUUGCUCACGAGUGCUACGGACGAAGCAGAUGGACCCGUUGAGGAGAGCACCGGCUUGACGGCCGUCGAAGAGAGCCGCAUUUUUGGCGGCGAGGAAGCCGAGAUCAAGGACCACCCGUACGUUGCAAGUGUCCGGAUCGAUGGCGUGACUGUGUGUGCAGCGACGUUGAUCGCGCCCCAGUACCUCGUGACGACAGCUCAUUGUAUCAAGACGGACGAGGUAGACAUGACGGCGUCGUUUGACUCGGAGUAUAGUUUCGGAGAGGACGGCGAGAUCGUUCGGAUUGUCAAAGGGUUCAAGCACCCAAUGUACAACAGGAGGAAGCACCUGUACGACGUGGGUCUGUUCAAGCUCGAGACGGCCGUGACGCAGAAACCGGCGACGUUGCCUGCUGCUGAUGGAUCGGACGAACAAGUUGGCACUGUAGCGACGGUGCUCGGUUGGGGACAGACUGAAGAGAGCUCUGCUGUUUUCACCCUUCAACAAGUGGACAUUCCGAUUAUUUCGCUGGCAAAGUGCAAUCGAUUCGAGGCGUACACGGACCUCCUUACAAAAGAGAUGCUCUGUGCUGGCGAAGGCAAAGGCAAGAGCUCCUGCAGGGGUGAUGCGGGCGGACCGCUUGUUGUCGAUGACGUCCUUGUGGGGUUCGUGAGCUGGACAGGCGACAACUGCGGCAAGGAACCUGGUGUGUACACUCGCGUGUCGUCUGUCUUGGACUACAUCAACGACGUCGUGGCCAGUGGCGGUCGGGACAAGACAUCGAGCGUCGACAACAUGUCAAGGACGAAAGAAUUAGAGAUCACUGCGACGGCCAGUAGCAAGCACCCGAAGACGAUGAGUGCCAAGUCGAUUGAUGCGAUUGCGUCGGCUGCCGGGUCCCUAACUACUAGACGGACCCCUGGUGAGAAGGAGUUCACAUUUGCGUUUGACGGGUCAAGCUAG